AGUUAAUAGCAAAUAAAAUAAAGGAAUAAGUAAUACUACUACACAAGUUCAUAGUUUCUGAAGAACACGUGCUAAUGCUUCUCUCUCUUCAAGGGUCUGCACUUGUGGUGAAAUUAUUUCAAAAAAUUUGUGCUAUAGUUAUUGGCGAUACAGCGAAAAAAUCGCUUAUGUGGAUGGUAAAAAGGAAUUAUCCACAACAUUGUACUCGACACCAUGGGGCAAAGGAGUAUGUCAUACAAUAAUCAAAUAAUUGAUUUGGAAGCAGAUCAGCGGAGUCAAGAGUAUAUCCCACCGGAGCCUUUGUUGUACGGGAGCUUUACAGCUUGUCCACAUCCAAAUGUCCACACUAUAGUACCAACUCUAGGGAACAAUGCUAAUUUCUAUUUGCACCAUCUACCAGACCCUCGAGAAGGCGGUUUACUUUAUGGGAUGUCAUCGUCCAAUGGGGUUCAACCGCGCCAUCCUGCCACCAACGUUGACACAGCAAUUGCAACAUCAUCAAAUCACUAUAUCCCUUGCGUGGCUGCUCCAUCUGCAUCGACAGAUUUUCCAGUUCCAGUAAAUCAUGGGUUACAUGAUCGGCGUCCAUUCUCAAGCACUCACGGCAUCCUUGGAAUUAGCGCAGACAGUUUUGGUAGGAAUGAUCCUUAUAUGGACAGUGUCAGAGGCUCAGUUAAGCAAAAGAAUCAUUCUGCUCUGGGGGGGCGUAGUACUUCCGUCGUCCCAGUGAUCACUAGAGCACGUGAAUCUGAUGUUUCUUUGACGGAUACUGUAUCAUUCACUCCAUAUGGAGGGAAUGAGUCAUCAUCGUCCACAGAAGAUGGAGUACAGAGAAGUGGUAGGAACAGAUCUGCUAGUGAUCCAGAUACUGUAUUGCAAAAUAACAACAAUCAUCUGCUUCAAGGAAACUAUGUUGGCCAAGCCUAUCAGUUUCCUGGCGAUCCUUGGUUGGAUCUGCCUUUCAAUAGUAGCGGUGCUGAGGCUGAAACUUGGGCCUGGAAUCAGGCUGCUCCUUUACCAUAUCUGCCAGGUGGCUGUAUAGAUGCUGGAAACAUGGGUGUGCAAGGUUACCAAGUAACUGCCAGCAACGGAGGUUUGACUAGUUUUCUGUAUCCACCUAUUCCUCACGGACCACCCAACCAUCAUCACCCGCCACCUAAUACGCAAUCUGUGGGGGGCCGCAGUAUGAGCUUCUCUCCGCAGAUGACAUCAUCUUCACACAGAAAUCUACGAAAUAGUUUGUCCAAUCGCACUAAUAAUCCAUUCCAAGGUGUUGUAGAGGGAGGGUCUAGAUAUAUCGGACCCUUCCCACCGACUGGCUUUAGGUUCUACAGACCUCAUCGAAGGGAAUUCAUGCUUGAAACAAAUACACAACAAAGCAACCUCCCUAACAUGAGAGUUUUGCUAGAAAAUGGAGUGGCAAUGCUGGAUGUUCCAGGGUACCAUGAAGUUGGUGAUGCUGUUGAUCAGCACAGAGAUAUGCGUUUGGACAUAGAUCACAUGUCUUAUGAGGAACUUCUUGCACUGGGGGAACAAAUUGGCGAAGUGACCACUGGUUUAUCAGAGGAAGCCAUUGGUACCAAUUUGAAAACGAGAAUUUUUUUGUCUUCCGAGACUCCUUGCCCUCAUGAAAAUGCUACAUGUUUAGAUCACAAAACAGAUUUCUGUGUCAUAUGCCAGACUGAUUACGUAGACCAAGAAAAGAUUGGCAUUCUUGAGUGCAGGCACGAGUAUCAUGAAGAGUGCGUAAAGAAAUGGUUGAUUGGGAAAAAUACUUGUCCUAUCUGCAAAUCCACAGCAUUGUCUACAGAGAAACUCGGAUUGUGAAUACAGGGAGUUGGUUCAGUUGAUGGUGGGUCGAUAAGUUAAAAAGAGCGGACAUUUUUUUUUUUCUCUUGUUAAAUAUUUAUUCUCCAAGAAGAGGAAAAUGUUCCUGAAACUGUAUUAUAAUUUGUACAUACUUUGUGCAGCAGUCCCACCUCUGUUGAGCUGAAGCUGUACAGACUUUGUAAGUUUUGUUCAAUCUUGCAUGCUUUCUGUAUGGACGUUCCUGUUAAUAUCUUAUGUAUCAA
Molecule: messenger RNA, 2072 nt
Organism: Nicotiana attenuata
Lineage: Eukaryota; Viridiplantae; Streptophyta; Magnoliopsida; Solanales; Solanaceae
Exons: 7
Coding region: 214-1827 (537 amino acids)
Molecular function (GO): ubiquitin protein ligase activity
Source: RefSeq, a predicted model, not a curated record